AACAUAUUUCUGUGAGUUAAAACAGGGCUUUUGUUAUUUAGUUGCUAUAGCAACAAAGUGUUACUGCCGUCUUCCUGAGUUUGAAGUUGGUCUCUUUUUUUAAAUACUGGCCUUUCCUUAUAAAACAACGAGUUUGCAGAUGGAAACUUCCUCACAGGCUACAGCUAGCAGGGGACUGUGGAACAGCCCCAGAGCCACACAGUUCAGCAAGGAGACCCAGGACAUGCUGAGAUUGUUGAAGCAGGAAUCAAGGGUCACCAGCCUCAAGAGAAAACAGAUCAACAAACAGCCAAAGAAUGAAACAGCUUUGCCUUUCACCUCUGAUCCGGCACAGUCUUCUCCUCCUGGUAAAUCUGUCCAGAAACACUGGCCAGUCCACACUCAGAAACGCACCGCCGAGGCAUGUCGGUCUGGGAACAGCUACGAGAGAGAAAAGUUUCGUCCUGGUCCAACACGAGACCUAGAGAAAGAGAAGAGGAAGCUUCAGAACAUCUUUGCACACGGGACCGAGCAGCCCGGAGCGGGAUCUUCUCAGAAACCUCCUCAACAUCAGAGCUCAGAAGUACCAAAGAAGAUGGAUCGCUAUCAGGAAGUUCUAAAUGAAAUACAGGAAAGACGACAGUUUCUUGAAGACAUGGCCUCCCUGGGUCAGGAGAAAGAUUAUAUUGACAUCAUCAACACUGAGAUAUCUCAGAAAUUACGAGAACUGGAGAUAAUGGAAAAAUCCCACGUUCCCACAUCUGACACAAAGACGGAGAGGACAGAAAAUGCAGCCAACAAAGAAGACUGACUGUUGUCUUUGACCGGGCGGUCUGCUUCUCUUCAAGCAAGAGACAUACCUUCAGUCAGAGCAGAGACACACGCGCACGCCAGUGAAUACAACACACAUCCACCCAACUGUGUGAAUUUCUUUUAUUCCUCUGCCUCCCAGUGUCAGUAUUUCACACAAUCCUGCUGCUGUUUUAGGACAAUGUACAAGAUGAAAAAAAUGUGGUGGCACAGAAGCCCUUUGUUUCAGCUGGACAGGAAGUUAGGCACAGAGCAGAAACAGACAACAGACGCAGCCACACAAGACAAAUACAUCAUCUAAGAGACGAAAACACGAACAGAAUGAGUAAACACGUUUACAUUAGCUCGAAACUAACGAUGUAUGCAAUAAAAUAAAUGGCACUCGAUAUAAACUACUUUAAGGCAAAACACACGCAAAAAGGCAUAGUAAAAUAUAAAUUAAUGAUUGCAUACCUCAGGUCCAUCCUUCCAUAGUUAAAACCAUUAUAAACUGGGCUUUUGCUACAGUUGAUAAAAUACUGUACAUUUUCUUUUUCUGAACUUCAUUAUUGCAUCUGUUACCUUCCAUAAUAAAAGGACACCUAUCCUGCUUUUCCUUGGAGCUGGAAAUGAAUAAGUCCCGUUUAAAACUAACCGACAGUUUGGUUUUUUUCUGCAGUUCGCUACUCCUCUAAUUUUCUCCUCCAGUCUAACCCACUUAUAAAUACUCUAUCCAUGUUCGUGUAAUGCUUUGAUGACAAGCACCAACACAAUUGUAAAACUACUACUGAAGAAACUGAAAUACACACACACACAUACACAAAUAAAAUAUAUAUGUAUAUAUAGCAGCUAGAAGUCUUUGAUUGAGCUUUUCAAGAGUAGAUGCUGCAGUUUCAAGCAAGUUUCAUCUGGAAAAAACAACAACAAAAAAGACAAACUUAUUGCUACUAGUACCACGGGCUCAACCCAAACAUGACAUAAAACUUUAAAUAUCCAUACGUGCACCUUUGAAGGAGCAAAGGAGACCACUACUCAAGAGGGUGUAAGUAAAACUAAAAACAUUAAAAACUCAAGGAUAUCAGGGAUCAACGUAAGCUGACAAAUCACAUCUUUGCUGAAGGCCUACAGGGCAGAGUCACUGUGCAAUGCAGGGAUGUUAAAGCAAAAAGUAAUCAGUGCAGUAAUACAGAAAUCUGCCCAACAUGUCACUAGUUUGAAUAUUCAGAGCUUAAACUUUUUAAAGCACUUGCUGUCAGACACUAAAAGGCAACUGAAAAUAGUCACUGAAUGAGUCUGGGUGACUUGUGAAGUGCUUAAAAACUGUUUGAGGAGAUGUCAUAAUCUUCAUUCAAAAUUCUUUAGUCUUCUUAAAAUAGGAGUCCUUUAAAUAUCCUCUUGA
Messenger RNA from Oreochromis aureus, 2167 nucleotides. It is a transcript of the gene c6h22orf23, whose product is annotated as chromosome 6 C22orf23 homolog. The coding region runs from base 140 to 790 and encodes 216 amino acids. The record is from RefSeq and is a predicted model, not a curated record. The transcript has 7 exons. NCBI's taxonomy places the organism in Eukaryota, Metazoa, Chordata, Actinopteri, Cichliformes, Cichlidae.